GUGCUUUGAGAGGAGGUGUGGAGUGGAGCCCUCUGCAACUUGGUUGUAUCUAGUGAGCUGUGUGUGGUUGUAUCGGAUUUUACUGUAUGUGUAUAUGUGUAUAUAUCAGUCUGUGUAAGAGAGUGUGUGUUCACAGAUUUGCCUGUGUGUGAGUGUGUGUACACUUUUGCCUGUGUGUCAGUAUAUGUAGGAGUGUGUGAGUUUACAGGUUUGUAUGUGUGUAUGUGUUUGUAUGUGUGUACGUCUUCUUGUGCGUGUGUGUGUCCCUGUUUGUAUGUGUGUAAGUGUGUGUGACGUGUGUUUUUCCAGGUUUGCUUGUGUGUAAGUAUGUGUAUUUUGUGUGAAUCUGGGUGUUUGUAAGAGUUUGUGUGAGUAUAAGUUCACUUCUGUGUAUUUCUGUGUGUGCCAAUUUGUGUGCCUGUGGUGUGUGUGUGUGUGUGUCUGUGUGUGCACAUGCCCAUCCCCUUUUGCCCCUUGUAUCUAUAUUACCUGCACCUCAGUGCAAGAGAGUGUAGAGGCCAGCAGUCAACCCGACUGCUGUUCCUGAGGUAGCAUUAGUACUGAUAAAAUGCCUACAGAGACUUAGGAGGAGUUACCACCUCCUAGCCCCGAUCCCAGUAUCACUCAGGAGUGAACCUUUCAUUCCCAAUUUAAAGUAUUGAAGACUAUUGGAAAAGGAAGCCAUGCCAAGGUCCUCCUGGCCCACCACCGGCUCACAGGAUCCCCGGUGGCAGUCAAAGUUCUCUGAAAGGACAAGCAGUGGUUCCAGUCAGCCAUGAAAGAAGAAAACAUAAUGAGAAAGAUCAACCACCCCAACAUUGUUUCUCUCUUACAAGUCAUUGAAAACAAAACAAGAAUAUACCUCAUAAUGGAGCUGGUGGAAGGCCAACAACUCCACCAGUACAUCAGAGAGUCACGGCACAUAGAGGAGGAUGAGGCUCGGCAAAUAUUUGAACAGAUAUUAUCAGCAGUGAGCUACUGUCAUGGAAAGGGGAUUGUUCACCGAGACCUCAAACUGGACAAUAUAAUGAUCGAUAUAAACAAAAAGGUAAAAGUCAUUGACUUUGGGCUUUGCACCGAAACACAACUUGGACAAAUGCUAAACCAGCACUGCGGUGCGUACUCUUUUGGUUCCCCGGAACUCUUCCUUGGACUUCUGUAUGACGGGAUGAAGAAUGACAUGUGGACAAUAGGAGUGGUCUUGUAUUAUAUGGUAGUGGGAAAGCUCCCAUUUGAUUCAGUGAUCAUCCAAGAAUUACAAAAACAAGUUGUUGCAGGGGUGUAUCCUGCCCCCUGUGGGGUUUCAGAAGAACUGGAGAACUUCCUUAGUCAAUUACUAACAGUAAAUCCAAUGUAUAGACCAAAAGCCAGCGAGGUGAUGAAACAUGCCUGGUUCAAAGAACAUGGAAAGGGGUUCACAGGUCAUUGUGAAGAACUGCUUCCCCUCAGGCCAGACCCUGAAAAUUUGGGUGCAAUGAAAUGCAUGGGAUUUCAAGCCUCUGUAAUAAAAUACUCCCUAAUAAAAAGAAAACAUAAUGAGGAAAUUGCAACUUAUUGCUUCCUACAACAGCAGGCUCUCCCAGGAUAUGGUUGCACAGCCCAGGCACAUCAAGUGAGUCCCGUUACAGCCCCAUUCCCUAGCCUUGAUCCUGCUGCUGCUUUUAGAUUACAACGAAAGAGGAGUGGAAGCCUGCCAGUUCUUGGCACCUUGCAGGUGUCAUUCUCCCAUGGUCAAGUAUCUCAGUAUGGCCAGAAGGCUCAUCCAAAAGCAGGCAAAAGAACCACUGUGGCUGGUCGUCUCAGGCCACUACCGAUGACACCUACACAGGACCACUAUCACAAAUGUGCCGUGAGUGUCCCAUGCAUUCAAACAAGCAUCUUCAGUGAGAAGAGUAGCAAUAAGGAAAUCAAAGAAGACAACCUACUCUCCCAUAGAGCCCCAUUAGAGGAUAAGCCCAUCCCCAGCAGAGUCAGGGUCCGGCACAGAGGUUUUAAGGUGUGGACCAGGAAUAUAGCAAAUGCCCUGAAAAAUCUUUGUUGCUGCUUGCCAAGGAGAAAGAAACCUCGCCUGGGGCAGAACAGCAUCUCACCCGAGAAAUGAGCCAUAGGGAGAGUCCAGAGAACAAGCAUCAGGCAUAGCCCAGUGCCAUCUUGAAAUUCUGUCAUAUCCUGUGUAUAAACAGGUGGUGAUUUCAGACACAUGGCCAAUGAAAAGACACCAGCAGAAGCUACAGCACCAACAGGAGUAACAGCAAUAGCACCAGCAGCAUUAGCAGUAGCAGAAGGAGGAAGAGGAGGAAGAGGAGGAGGUGGAGGAGGAGGAGGAGGAGGAGGAGGCAGAGCAGGAGGAGGAGGCAGAGCAGGAUGAGGAGGAGAAAAAUCUGGAGGAGAAGGAAUAGGAAAAAUGGAAUAGGAGGAGAAGAAGGAGGAGGAGAAGGAGGAGGAGGGGUAGGAGGAGGAGGAGGACUUUGCUUCCCUGUCCUGGGAUAAUUGCUGAAUGACUUCUUUUGGAGACAGAUACUAUGCUGAGCAAUGUUUAUGAAACAAAUUAUCAGAAUAUUAACCAUUCAUAGAAGACAUGUCAAUAUUCCUGAAGAGGAUCACCCCUGGAAGACAGAGUUAGAUGGCAGUGCAAGCUGUGCGGAAAGUCCUUAAUGAGGACGACUUUCUCAAAGCUGAUGAUGUAAUAGUUCUGAAGAAGCAUUUUGUGGGAGUCAGGGUCCCAUCUACCUCUGUCUGGGCACACAGAGCUCCUGGCCUUGCAUCCUGCCUGAGAGGUGACCUGGAUUAUUGGCUUCCCUGGUCCCCACACGGUCCUGGAUUGCUUGGUUGCCCCUCAUUCCUGGUCUACCCUGUGCCUCAUGGUGUUUGCAGCUUCUAUGGGCUGAAUUUAAUCAGUGAUUCACUGGAGCUGGAUCUGAACCCAAACCACAGGGAAGCCCUGGGCACUGAGGACAAUAAGAGCAACAGACAACAUCUCCUCUACUGCUUCUCUCUCUGCUCCACAAGGCAAGGCAGCUCUCACACAGGAGGCAUCCAGCCUAACUCCCAGCAGGGAGAGUGUGAGAUGUCUGUGGAUGAGCCCACAUUACAGUACGAUUCUGUGGGAAGACAUCUGGUAGCUUCUGAUGCAGCUGCAGCAGUCAGGACACAUGGAACUACAGUGGAGGUGAGCUAUAGGACCAGGUAGCAAAGAGUCUGAUCUGGCGAAUGCUGAUCUGAAUCCCUGGGUGCAGGCAGGAACGGUCACUCUGGGCUACAAUGAAUGCCAGUCAUGGGCAUGCAAUGUGUCACUAACACUGUGUGUGACCACAUUCUCAAAGACUUGUGCAGAAAAAAACAAGUGGUCUUGAGCACUGAGUUUCAGUCCCGACUCAUGGGGUACAGGAUAGCAGAUUGACUUGAGUAUGAAAUUGCAUGAAUAUGCCCUCUGGCUUCUCCCUCGGCUCAAGAUAGAUGGGCCCUGAGAAGGCACCAUUCAUGGGUCCGCAGGAGUAGGGGAGAGCUUGGCAUUCAUGAGCCACUCCUAACCUUUUCUUGAGCCACUCUGGGGAGGAGAUGGCAUCAUUUGUGAGAUGGGCUUAUGUGGGACAAUAUGCUUUGAUGUAUGGCACAGACUGCUCCCGUCCUUCUUGCUGACAGUUCAGGCACAGCUGUCCUCAUCUCAGACACUCCCAUGAGGAGUGGUGUUUGGUUCCUGCUUUACAGUUAGGGCAGGAAAACACCUAGGAUAUGAUGGGCCACUGCAGUGAGUACGGGCCACGUGCCUGUCAUGUCCUUGCUUACUUGUUUUUUCCUCUUCCUCCUCCUCUACCUCCUCCUCUUCCUCCUCCUCCUCCUACUCCUAUUCCUCCUCUACCUCCUCCUCCCCCUCCUUCUCCUCCUCCUUCUCCAACUCUUCCUCCACCUAAUUUCAGGAACUACCCAGAGACCUUCACAGGAGUGUAGUUCAUGCUAAUCAGAAUGCAGGGCUGGAGAUCAAAUUCUGGGUAAGGUCUCAAUCCAGCCCUGUUUGCUCCCCCACACACCUUCCCUACCUGAGAUUUCCAAAUUGCGUUUUCAGGGUCGUGGAGAAUCCUCUACAGUUAGCCCUGCCGAUACAGCCAGUUUCUUGGGAACACUGGGUUUAGCAGGAAUCCUCUCCAUCAGGCUCAGAAUCUUAGAGUGAGUGAGAGGGCUUGCUGAGUGGCACACCAGGACCAGAAAAGUGUAGAGCCCUCCAGUGGUAGACUUGAAGUACUGCAGGAGUCUAUUUUCUGAUUUCUUCAUCUCUACCUUGUUCUAAAGCCUUUUAAGGGACCCAUAGGGACCUAAGAAACUUGACUUUGGACCCCCAUAGCGCAACAGAGAGACUAAAGCAGCAGCCCUGUGAAACUUCUGCAGGGGACAGUGUGGACUCUGUGUUUAUAGAGUGACUCUGGACUGGCAUGUAGGCUGACUGACCAGCCAGUCACAGAGAGCUAGGGACAGUUAGAUUCUUGGAGGAGAGAGCAUGAGCGGCAGACACAGCAGAGUCGAGGCCUACAGAGGAGCCAGCUCAUUUAAUAGAGAAGCAUAUGCCCUCCCAAAAGGCUGUCAGCUCAUGACACUGCACUGAAGACCUGACCCAGUAACAUGCCUCAUUUACACAUCACCUACCUGUGCCUUGUGUAGGGUCCUCAGGUUAGAUCCUAAAGUCCAUCAUGACUUUAAAGCAGAAGUUUGUACAUCACUGCAAUGUGGAGGCUACUCUCAGCUGAUGGGACCCACACAGUCUGUGGACAAGUUUGCUUAAGUGAAAGUUGGCCGUCCUUGAACUCUCUGGUCUUCCAAGGUAGUGUGUGUUGACCACAUGCAGAGCCAUUCCUGAAGGACAUAAGUGCCAAAAUUCAACAAUAGGGAGAGAAUCCUAUACUGGAUGGAAGCACUCGGCUCAGUGUGGACACAAAGACAUCCUAUGCCAUGGCAUGGAGGCUCCCAAGAACUUCUAGGAUCAAUGUGAGGCACACAAGAGCCCACAGUGCAGCCUGGGAGAACAUUAAAGUAUCUGGAAUUAUCAGGGACCCUAAGGUAUGUUGGGCAGGAUAUGGAGCUGAUGCAUGCUGGGAUGCUUGGAGGAGACAGCCUGAGGUAAAAUAGAGGGCAGUGUGUCACGAAAACUAAGACAGAGCAACCAACAGGAUGGCUUAUCUGGCCCAGGACAGAUCGACUCUGCCAGAAUUAGAUGGUCUAUGUAGAGCUUCAGUCCUGGGAUUGUAGGAGCAUAGAAAGCGCCAAAAGUCAGGGUGCGGACUACCUCCAUGUUUUCGUAUCUCCCUGUAGGUUGAAGAGGCAGAGAACAACCACAGAGGUGACCAGUAUGUCCUUAGCCUGGACAACAAGUGUCUGCUCAAUCAUACAGACAGCUCACGACUAUCUCACCAAGUGAAACCUGAGACUGCACACUGGUGGACCACCUGGUUCCUCAAGAGGUUAGCUCUCUCAAUGGCAUGAAGUUCAGGUGCUACCUCUUCCUAUACUGGCCUGGUGAAGACAGAACCCUGGAGGACAUUGUGGUCUGGGCAAGAGAUAUACAGCAGCCCUUUCUGUGCCAGCCAGCCUUGAAAGUUGCUUGAGAUCAUUCCAGCAUGACCAGUCUCCAGCCUUUUCCAAGCAAGUAAGUUGUUGCCCCUUACCACUUCUGCCCACCACAUCAGUCGCCUUUCCCUACCCACUUGUAGGAGAUGGGACUAGCUCUGACUUAAUCAUAGGGCUUUGGAUGGGCUCUAUUUUUCCUGUUUCUGGUUGUAAGCUACUAGGAUUCUCAGGAGCAUAAGUGUAUGAGAGAAACAAGUGUCUUGUUAGCCCUGAA
Messenger RNA from Rattus norvegicus (Norway rat), 5830 nucleotides. NCBI's taxonomy places the organism in Eukaryota, Metazoa, Chordata, Mammalia, Rodentia, Muridae. The record is from RefSeq and is a predicted model, not a curated record.